Messenger RNA from Cladophialophora yegresii CBS 114405, 756 nucleotides. RefSeq names its product proteasome subunit alpha type-4. Gene Ontology annotation, biological process: ubiquitin-dependent protein catabolic process. Bases 1 to 756 code for a protein of 251 amino acids. Gene Ontology annotation, cellular component: proteasome core complex, alpha-subunit complex; proteasome core complex; cytosol. The transcript has 4 exons. Lineage: Eukaryota; Fungi; Ascomycota; Eurotiomycetes; Chaetothyriales; Herpotrichiellaceae. The record is from RefSeq and is a predicted model, not a curated record.
AUGUCUCGAAGAUACGAUUCAAGGACGACCAUCUUCUCCCCAGAAGGUCGGUUGUACCAGGUCGAAUAUGCCCUCGAGGCUAUCUCGCAUGCCGGCACAGCUCUGGGAAUAUUAGCGCAAGAUGGCAUCGUCCUGGCCGCGGAGCGCAAGGUCACAAGCAAACUACUGGAACAAGACACAUCGGCCGAGAAACUCUAUAUCCUCAAUGACAACAUGAUCUGCGCGGUAGCAGGCAUGACUGCCGAUGCCAACAUUCUCAUCAACUUUGCACGACAAGCCGCUCAACGCUACCUCCUGACCUACAACGAAGACAUCCCCUGCGAACAGCUGGUGCGUCGUCUGUGCGAUCUGAAGCAAGGCUACACACAACACGGUGGUCUACGGCCGUUUGGUGUCUCCUUCAUCUAUGCAGGCUGGGACCCGCAGCGACAGUUUCAAUUGUAUCAGAGCAAUCCCUCGGGCAAUUACGGUGGGUGGAAGGCCACGAGCGUGGGAGCCAACAAUGCCAGUGCCCAGAGUCUGCUCAAGCAAGAUUAUAAGGAGGACUGUGAUCUGAAGGAGGCGUGCGGCAUGGCAGUAAAGGUGUUGAGCAAGACCAUGGACUCGACGAGGCUGAGCAGUGAGAAGAUUGAAUUCGCCACCGUCGGCAAGACGAAAGACGGCAAGAUUUACCACCAUCUGUGGUCUGGUGACGAGAUCAUGACGUUGCUCAAGGAGCACGGUCUUGCUAAGGAAGAGGAGCAAGAGACUGGUUAA